ACAGACAAGCAAUGAUGACCAAAGCCAGUCUUUGAUUCAUGUAUUUAAUGUACAUCAAUGGCUUGACUAUAAACAGAAAUCUGUCAAAAGAAAUGAGUGCAAAUGUGUGGGCUGAGAAACCAACCGAGAGGCUAAACAUAAAACCUACAAACGUGCACACUGCUGUCUUCUGAGAGUAUGUACUACCAAAUAUCCAUUCACCAGCUGCAGCACUUAUGAUUGUGAAAGGCAUGAAGAAGAGGGUCAUUAUGAGGUUUGCUCCUACUAGGAAGGAGAGGAAUAUUGUGGAUGGUUUCUUUAGUGAAGAUGGUUGAGCAAACGUAGCCAAUAAGACACCAAUAUUGAUGACUAGUGAUAUCAGGAACUCCAGACCAACAACAACUGCUAAAGCAGGCCCAUUGAUAUCAUCAGCAAUAAUGAAAUCACUAUUUUCAUCAGUAAAAAAGAGGCUAAGAUUUGUUGCAUUGGCAUUUUCCAUCUCUGCAAUGUGGAGGUUGUUUAUGCAUGGGUCGUUGCCCAAUUAUAGUCAGUCACAGAAUUUUACACCUGACACCAUAUACAGAUACCAUAAACAUGAUAUCUGUACUACUUAUGAUCACACUAUGUGGCUCAUGUUCCAUAGAUCAUAAACUCAGCAUUCUUUCCAUGACCUUGAGCGGAAAAUAAUCUUUUUAAUUUUUGUUAUAGAAGAAGGUGGGGCUCGUUACCAUGGUAAUUAUAAUAGACGUGGGUGGGCUCGUUACCAUAGUAACAAUCAGAAGGAACACAUGCACAAUGUUUUGCGGAUCAGUGAAUGAGGAUUCUUCAGUUUUCUCUUCUCCGACUGCCUUCAUUAGGGAAAUAAUACAAAAAGGUAUACACGGUCAGAAACAGCUCUCUGUAGGCCUAACCCUUUGCCACACCCUGUUAGAAAAUGGCGGCCAAAGCAAUGGAUCCUUACUGAGUGCUGUUACUAGUAAUGAUCGUAUAUCAGGAAUAAAAUCAAUUUUAGCAAAGAAGGAGGUUGAUAUUAAUGAAACUUCUGGUGAUACUGGAGUUACUUCUCUAAUGAUAUCCUGUCUAUUAGGAAGAGAUGACAUUGUCAAGUUAUUACUAAAGCAUAGAGCAGAUACUGGACUGACUGAUAGAGAACAACUGAACUCAUUCCAUUAUUCAAUAUGGGGAAUGGUAAGAGGGAGAGAGAGGGAAUGAAAAUAAAUUGGAUAUAGAUACA
Amphimedon queenslandica is the source of this 1213-nucleotide messenger RNA. RefSeq lists its product as uncharacterized. The transcript has 4 exons. The record is from RefSeq and is a predicted model, not a curated record. Gene Ontology annotation, molecular function: protein binding. The coding region runs from base 709 to 1191 and encodes 160 amino acids. Lineage: Eukaryota; Metazoa; Porifera; Demospongiae; Haplosclerida; Niphatidae.